ACUACUAUACUCUUGGAGACAGGUGUGAACCUGAUUGGUUAAACAUUCUUAUAGAUAAGAGCUAUUGUAUGACUAAUUGAUAUUCUUGAAUAUUUGCUAUACACCUCAAAAAAAGUAUUGACCAUUUAGUCUUAGAACUUCGUCUAAGAAUCAUUUCGUGGUGAAGAAAUAUUUGUUGUAGAAAAUUGUGAGCCGUGCAGUGAACUGUCGAAGAAUACGAAUUAUAUGUUACAGGACGCUGUAGGGAUACUUGACGUCUAAUACCUCUGUAUUGAAAAGACUUUGAAUAAUACCUUAGAUCAUGACAACUUGCAGUCGCUCAAGGUGUUUUGAAAUUCGAAAUUCGUAUCGUAGAAUUAUUUUUGAAACUCCAGAGAAGAUCAAGAACAUCCAGGACAUAAGCACGUUGAAGGCUGGGACAAAUGCACCUACAAGAAGUGUCAGUGCUACAAAUAAAAGACGCAUCAAACGCAAACAGAGAGCUCUUGUAUGCCGUCCACGUAAGGAAGAGGCAUCGCAUAAAUCUGUUCGAAAUAAUGAGUUAGAUGGUUUUGAGGACUGCGUUCUGUGUUUAAACACCGAAUUUGACUGGCCACAUCUCUUGCCAUGUGGGCAUAUUUUUCAUAACGUGUGUGUAUCCAAUUGGUUAAAACACAAUGAUACUUGUCCUGUAUGUUUCCGAAAUUGGGAAAACCAGGUUCAUACCAAUCAAGUACCUAACUCUUAUUCUGAUGAUGACAUGCAUAGAAAUCCUAUACCUGAGAGUUUGGCUACGAGCGUACACACCGGAGUUAAUGAUGCUUCAGAAUCGGAUUACCAUAGGCCAGCAGACAAAGUUCAUAGUGCACUCAAAGGACGAGUUAAAAGGCCAAUUUACCGUAGAAGAAAAGUUAUAGCCCGGCAAUCGAUUGAACAACUGGCACUUAAGAAGGAAAUAUUGGAUAGUGUCUUUCUGAAGAACUGUGUUCCAGUAUGUGCUGUUUCUAAAGUGCUGUCACCUGAUGAACCACAGUCCAGUGAUCCUGAUAUCAUAAUUGAUGGUGAAUUCAUAUUAAUUGAUUGUACUGAUUCUAUUGCCAUUUUUGAGGGAGAUGCAAUACAAGACAAUGUAGACUUUGAGAAUCUCAGUGAAAGUGUUUAAACAUUAUUUUAGCUAAUAGUUCACCUAUGAUUUGAGUAUUAUCAACGGUAUUUUUUUCUG
Molecule: messenger RNA, 1201 nt
Organism: Parasteatoda tepidariorum (common house spider)
Lineage: Eukaryota; Metazoa; Arthropoda; Arachnida; Araneae; Theridiidae
Source: RefSeq, a predicted model, not a curated record